AUGUCAAGCCCAGAGCCAGACCAUUCACCGCCACCAGCCAUAAUGGCAACACCAUCUUCAUCACCACCCACAACUCCCACUACACCAGACUCCUCCACCCUGGACGACUCCAACCUCAGUCCCUCUUCGAUCUCCACAUCACCCUCAUCCACCCCCGAACCCAGCAAUGCCGCGCCGCCCAAGCCAUCCCCCUCACAGAUCGACUACCGCACACCGACCCCAACGGAACUCAACACCAUCAGCCAACGGCUCUCGGAUCUGCACCUCUCGCUCCAGCUCGCCACCAAGAUAACCAGCUACAUCACGCACAGAACCUCGCUCUUCUCUACGAUCCUCAACCGUCAGAAGACCAGGAAUGAGGCCACGCUCAAAAAGGGACUCAUUGGCGAACUGAGAAGGUUUUGGAAGGAUGGAGAGCUGGAUGUUGAUGAGUUUGGGAAGAUGUUUAGUUGUUUCGCGGACGGGAAUGAGAAUAGAUCGAGGGCUUUUGUGAUGGAGAUUGCGAGGUGUGAGGGUGUGAAGGAGUGUGUUGAGUUUGCUUGCCGCCAGCAUAUCAUCGAUUGCGAAAAGCUCAUCAGAGAUACCAUCAUCGAGCCGAUCACACAUGCUCUCGCACACAGGACGGUGCCGCAGUACAUCCAUCUCAUCUCCGCAACGCACGAGAUCCACCAGCAGACUGUUAAUGCGAUCAGGGAAUCGACCGUGCGCUUAAAGGAGCUCGUUGAGUUGGCGAAUAAGCGCUUGGCUGCAAUUCCGGAGGACGGUGAGGAGUGGGAUGACGAUUACCAUGCUUUUGCUCUUACAAAGAAGGCGGCGCGGGAGGAAUUUGCUAGGAGUCUUGGUAUGUGA
Messenger RNA from Cadophora gregata, 849 nucleotides. RefSeq lists its product as uncharacterized. The transcript is spliced from 2 exons. The record is from RefSeq and is a predicted model, not a curated record. NCBI's taxonomy places the organism in Eukaryota, Fungi, Ascomycota, Leotiomycetes, Helotiales, Ploettnerulaceae. Bases 1 to 849 code for a protein of 282 amino acids.